GGUGUGACUGGGUCACCUUGCUGUACAGUAGAAAAUUGACAGAACACUGUAAACCAGCUAUAAUGGAAAAAAAUAAAAAUCAUUAUUAAAAAAAAAUUAGGUACACUCAGUAUCAGAAGUCCUAGACUAAGGCACUGAGAAACAUGGCAGAGGAAAAGCUAAGCACACUGCGACAGGAAAGCAUACGUGGUGUGUCUGUUUUUCAGCUUUGUCCUGUUUUGUUACCUGUGAAUCCAUCUACUAAAAUAAUGUUACAGAAAUCAUUGCAAAGCUGAGGUCAGGUAAAUACCUGUAUGAUGUGGGAAAACUAUACAAGGGUUCCAUCUGGAGACCUCAGCUGUCUAGGGAGUUGUAUCCAGGUCAUCUGUUCCUUAGCCAGACUCUUUGGGGCCAGGUGUCUUUUAGAAUCCAGCUUUUAGAAGGGGAAUGCUGUUUGCAUGCUGUAAGUUAUGUCAUACUCCAAUGGGAUUCCAGAAACACGGUCAUUUCUGGAGCAAAGUAGAUGAAUAUGCACAUGUAGUUAGACAGAAAAAGUCCCAUCAGCUCAAGUCAGGGUUUGGAACAAAUUUGUUUGGUUGCUUAAUGAAGAGAUUCUGUUUUCACAAAGUUUUGCAUUUUAGAAUCGUGGAUGGGUGUUUAUGAACCUGUCCCAUUGUAUCCCAAUACUAUACUUCAAAGAAUCGUCCAUCCUCUUUCCAGCACCGCCAUCUCCUCUGCCACACACAUGCUUCAUACAGCUUAGCCUUGGGUAUACUUGUCUUUCUUUCACAUCAUUAACUUUCCAUCAGACUUGACAAAAUGCCAGGUUAGCUGUUCACUUUUGGUGGAUGAAGGCCAGGUAUGGAUGGAUUAUGGCCAGCCAGACCUGCCUUCCCUUCGGGGUUGUGCUUCCCCUCCUGCUAUAGGCUUGGAUUGGGGCCACAUCUAUCUAGUCCAGCCCCCCAGGCCCAGGGCCCUGGAUAAUGAAGAUAGUUUGGGUUGGGGUCAAAAGUAUGUCCUUGAAGAAAAAUUCUUAGGCAGCAAUGGUAGAUGUCAUUGUAGCUAACCCUAAACUCCUGCUUGGUAACCCUCAUACCCAUCACAAAAUCUUGCACAAUGAGACCGAACAGCUGCAGGAAGAGAUAAAAACGAGGGCAAGGAAUCCACUAGAGUCACGUCUCUGGAGAUAAAGAUAGUUAGAAUUCAAGAAAGAUAGACAUGAAGAGCAUGACAUGGGCUCACGACUUAGAAGGAGGAUAUCCGUCCAAAGUAAGAUAUUUCAGGCUUAUUCCAAAUUGUUAAAAAUCCUGCAUAAUCAUCUUAUAUAAUUUGCUAAUGGUAUUGAGCAGAGCUUGUUCAUCUUUUAAUCACAAAUUUAACAUCUCCGUUAAUUUCCAGAUUCCAGUGGUGGGUACUCAGAAAAUCGCAACUGGGUGGCAGUGGGGUUUAGCUGGUCUUCCAUGGCACUUCUAGGGAGGUGUGGAUGUGAAUUAAGUACCUAGAUCAGUGUGUAAAUUUCCUUUUGUUGCAUGUGAGCAGGCACGCCUUUACAGCAGCUUUGCUUAGGCAGAACAUAUUUCAGACUGGGGACCCAUUUAGAUCAAGGAGACCCAAUUUCUGCAAAUUAGAAAAAAAGAGAAGAGUGUGGUGUUGCACUGGCAUGAGAGAAAAAUAGCACAUGCUUAAGGGCAGCCAAAAAUUUUGCCUUCUGAAGGCUCUAAUCAUCAGCAAGGCAGUAAUAAGUUCUUAAAGAUCAGUGUGACCCAAAGCUCAGCCUAGUGAAGGAGGUAGUCACUACAGAUGUUUAUUUUUUUAUUUUUUAUUUUUUAAUUUUUUGCUUUUUUAGGGCUGCACUCACGGCAUAUGAAGGUUUCCAGGCUAGGGGUUGAAUUGGAGCUACAGCUACUGGCCUACACCACAGCCACAGCAAUGCAGGAUCCAAGACACGUCUGCGACCUACGCUACAGCUCACGGCAACGCUGGAUCCUUAACCCUCGGAGCAAGGCCAGGGAUUGAACUCGCAUCCUCAUGGAUACUAGUCAGAUUCGUUUUUGCUGCUCCACAACAGGAACUCCCUGUGGAUGUUUUAAUAGGCACUCAGGAACAUGCUAUUCUUUGCUACCUCUUUUUUUUUUUUUUUUUUUUUUUUUUUGAGUUCUGAUCUGCUUACGAGUGACACCAAAACUUAUGUCUGAAGGGGAAACCAUCAGAUGAAAAGGCGUUGAAUCCUUGACACGUGAAAGUACACACCCCACCUUUGCUAGCCAAGACCUCGUUCUUGGGGUGUCUUGGUUUACAUACACCUCCUACUCCAGCUUCAGAUGGCAGUUUCUCUGCAGGUCUUACAACCUCUUCCCAAGAUUCGUUUUCUCUCUUAUCUCCCAACUUGCGAUAGUUCGACAUGCCCUGUCUUGGUUCCGCCAGGAUCAGUUCGCCUUCUCUUGCCAGGCAUCUUCCUUGAAUUGUCAGACAUUUCUUCUUGUUACCACACUUCCUGUCCUCGGAGGGCUGAACCGCAGCACGCAGGGGGCCCACACCUUGUUACUGCUGCCCUUUCAUUCUCAUUUAAAUACAACCCCCGCCUUGCGCUGCAGAGUUGGUGAUGCUGCCCGCCUCCUCUGUUGUUGGGAUGGACCAUCUGAUCCACCCUCUCUUCGUCUCUUGCCCUCUUUCUCCCCAGCUGCCCUGAGAGCAGCAGUUCUCCACGCUGACUGCAAAGAGCAUUGCUUGCAGAGGAUUAAUACAUAGUGACGCCAGCGCCCACUCCCAGUCUUUGGAAUUAACAUCCUGAGGGGCUCUCAACCUGGUGGUUCUUGAAACCUCCCCCAGGUGACAUGGCCAUCACAUCACUGUGAACCACCAGUGUAGAGGGUGCAACACCUGUCUGUUGUUAUCAGUAAUAAGCCAUUGGAGAAGGAAGAGCAGGAAGGUUUGAGAAAAGGAUGGGAAGAGAGUAAAUAAACAGCAACCCUUCCUCAUGCCUCAGGGGCAUGGGUGGGUUUUGCUUUGUUUGGUUUUGCCUUAUUUAGCGAUCUUUUUUUUCUUUUUCUUUUCCUUCUCGCAUAUGGAAAUUCCCAGGCUAAGGGUCAAAUCAGAGCUGCAAGCUGCAGCUGCCAGCCUACACCACAGCCACGGCAACGCCAGAUCUAAGCCGCAUCUGUGACCCAUACUGCAGCUUGCAGUAACGAGGGAUCCUUAACCCAUUCAGCAAGAAAGGCCAGGGAUUGAACUGGAAUCCUCACUGAGUGUCAGGUCCUUAACCUGCUGAACCACAGUGGGAACUCCUAGCAAACUUUUUAAAACAAAGUUGACUUGCACUGUUAGCUUCGGGUGUCCAGUAAAGUGAAUCGAUUGUAUAUGUACGUAUAUCCAUUCCUUCAUCAGUUCUUUCCCCACCUACACCAUCACAGACUAUUGAGUAGGUUUCCCCUUGCUAUGCAGUAGGUCCUGUAAGUGGCACCUACACCCUCCCAGCUAGUGUGACAACUUCUCCCCCAUGGCUGUGUUCUCAUCAGUAUAUCCAUGGUGGCCAUGUGCCCUCCCCCCCGCCCCCUGAAGGCCAGAAACCAUUUCGGGCAUAGCCUGCACUUAUCUUUUCAAGAGGCUGGCAUGCAGGGGCCUGAUUUUCUCUUCCUAACUUCUGCUUCCUGCCUUGCAACCAACUGUUUAUUUUCCAUGUUGCCUUUUUGUAACUCUGUAAAUGGAAGCCAGGCGCCCUCCUCCCUCAUCUACUCUAAGCUCCCUUGAAACUCACUCCCCACAACAGCAGGCACAGGAAAACCAAUUAAAGCUCCCAAGUGGAGAUUUUCCCUUGGCUUUUCCAUUGUGGGAAAGAUGGGUGGGCAGGAUCUUUGCUGGGAAACUAUUAUGUAGAAUAUAAGUUUUCUGAAUUAGGGGGAGACAGGACCCCAGCACUAAAAUGGAACUGUCAUCUAUUCAUAGUUUUCUUUGUAUGCUUGAGGUACCUAUGGGUCUCUGAAAUCUUUCCUUGCACAAUGAGUCCAGGAAUUAGACAGAAAUGCAUUCGAAUAGGCCUCUUUAUAAAGCUCUUUAUAAAACCUCUCCUCUGCAUGUUAUGUGGUCAGAAUGCCUGUCCGUUUUCCGCAGAGCAGCGCACAAGCGCCUUCUCAUGUGCUCUAUUGUUCCACGGUUUCUAAAGGCGCCGAGAACAGUUAUUCCAUGAGUGGGUUUACAAUACUCUCUGGACCCUACUGCUUUAUUUAAUUUAUUUAAUUUAUUGUUAAGGCAUAAUUUGUUCCAAGGAUGAAGAUGAUGCUUUUAUUUCUGUCAGUAAAUAGGAAAAUUUAAGUGGUGAUUUUGACAUUAAUAACAAAUAUGCACAGCUGUUUUAAGAAAAAUUUUGGAAAAUUCAUUUGUGCAAAAAAAAGAUAGAAAGAAGCAGUGCUUCUCUUUACAGACUACUAUGAAGAUAUUGGAAUGAUUUUUUUUUUUUUUUUUUGACCCUGCCCAUGGCAUGCAGAAGUUCCUGGCUGGGGAUCAAACCCACGGCAGUGACAGUGCUGAAUCCUUAACCUCUAGGCCACCAGGGAACUCCAAAACACCAGCUUUCUUUAAUGGGAACAGUUUACAGAAAUUGUAUUUCUGUAACACUUUCCCCAGAGCACAGACGUUGCAGUAAGCAAACUCUGCUCCACAUGUUGGCUGGUUGCAUCUGAGAAAUGCAACUUGUCGGUAACCUCCUGCAUUCAGUGUGAGAGCCCAGCCAAGGCUGGCAGUGCAAGCCAGUGAUUAAUUAAUGUGUUCAUCUGUUCAGCGUACGUUUACUGAGGUCUUUCUGUGUUCCGGGCACUGUGAUAGGCAGAGGAUAGAGCCGCAAACGAGUUAUAUACCUACUCUCACUUUCUAGUGGGAGGAGACAACUAUAUAACUAAGGGAAUAUCUGCAGGGUUAGGUUCUAAGCAGAGGAGUGAAAUACAUUCAUGUUAUUGGGAGUAACUGGGCAGUUAGGGAGGGCCCCCUUGAGGAGGCGACAUUUAGGCUGAAAUGUGAACAGAGCAAGCAGAGCUGGCUGGGACUCAGAGACCAGCCUGGACAGAGCAGCCUCAGGCAGUCAGAGGAAUCCUGAAGGCCACAGAGCUGAGCCGGGGUGCUUGGAGCAUGGAGCAGCCUGGCCGGGUUUGUAUUUUAGGAAGAGCAUUUUGGAGCACAGCAAAGGGGAACUAGAACUAGGACGAGGAUGCUGGUGCCUUGGGCUGGAGCCGGGAUCCUAGAAUCAGGGUACCUGCUGAGAGCAGAACGAGCAGCGUGCUGACUUGAUGCAAAAGCACUAAUCUUGGGCUCCUCUUCUGCCCUCUGUCCUGACCAGAUUGGGCCUCACAGCCUGUCAAGACCACAAGCCUUAAUUCACUUCUUAAAAUGCUUGUUCAGGGAAUUCCUAUUGUGGUGCAUCAGAAAUGAAUCUGACUAGUAUCCAUAAGGAUGUGGGUUCCAUCUCUGGCCUCGCUCAGUGGGUUAAGGAUCUGGUAUUGCCAUGAGCUUUGGCGUAGGUCGCACACUUGGCUUGGAUCCCAAGUUGUUGUGCCUGUGGUGUAGAAUAGCAGCUGUAGCUCUGAUUUGACCUCCAGCCUGGGAACUUCCAUAUACCCUAAAAAGCAAAAAAAAAAAAAAAAAAAAAAAAAAAAAAGCUUGUUCAAAGUCCUGAUUUCUAGCAUGGUCUAGUGAUGUGUUGGACGCAAGACUCUAUUAAGCCUCUAGGUGUCUGAUGCAUGGAUUCCACAGAGCGAUUUUUAAGAAAUAGUGUGUCAUGGAGUUUCCAUUGUGGCACUGCAGAAACAAAUCUUACGAGCAUCCAUGAGGAUGCAAGUUCAAUUCCUGCCUUUGAUCAGUGGGUUAAGGAUCUGGAGCUGUGGCGUAGGUCAUAGUCUCGCUCAGAUCCCGUGUUGCUGUGGCUGUGGUCUAUGCCAGCAGCUGUAGUUCCAAUUUGACCCCUAGCCUGGGAACUUCCAUAUGCCGUGGGUGCGGUCCUAAAAAAAAAAAAAGUAUGACUAAGGACUAUGCUUCCUGGAGUAUAGCAUUGAAUUCUCACAACACCCCUGUAACAGAAAUGUACGCUGCCUGGGUUAGGAAACCAGGCUCAGUAUGAUUCAGCACCUGGCCCAAGGUCACACUGCUGGUGCAUGUUAUGACUAGAAAAGUAGUCGCCCUUUUUUGUAGCUAGUCCUGCCUCCAUGAAGAUGGAAGGAACAGCUCUGCAAAAUUCCAAAAUCCUUGUUGCGUGUUCAUUGUCUCACGAAUGAACAUGACCCUUCUCCCAAAUCCAGGACUCUGUACAUCCCAUCUUGGAACAGAACCAGAAAUUUCCAUUAUGGCUGGCUUUUCUGGAGGAGAAGUUUAAUUUUGUUUCUUCAGGGUAGGAUUGUAAGUCCUGGAUGGGUAGGAAAUAGCCAUUAGGAAGGACAGAUUUGACCUUCAUCGGUCUUUCUGGGUUCUCUUUUUUUGCCUUUUUUUAUGUAAAAGAAGUUAAGAGGGUUAAGGGAUAGCAUCUUUUUAAAUCAUCCUUAGACCUGGAAACCCAGCCAUCAUGCCUCACAGAAAAUUAUUGUGCUUUCAGUUGCCAUGAAUCAUUUAUUUCUUAAGUGGCUCUUGAACCAAGAGUUGUGAAAAGGAUGUUGAGGAGCUGGAGGAGGGUUGCUGCGUGAAAAGCACACUGAUAAUUAGGAAUCUCAUGUCAAAGCAGGCUUGAAAACACAUUUACUUAAAUAAAUUAUCUGCCUGCCCCCAUCUGAACGUGUGGAGAAACUUCCAGGCUUCCAGCCAUGUUUUCUUCUGCUGUUAGGUUAUUGAAUUUGUUGCUCUGGAUUUCAUUUCAUAAUGAUGUUUAGGUUGGCCUGACUUUUAGGAAGGGAGGCAUCCCAUAUUAUCAGUUUGUUAAGGUUCCCAUAACCAAAUAGCACUGAUAGGGUGGCUUUAAAUGACAGAAAUUUAUACCCUCACACUUCUCAAGGCUGGAAGUCCAAAACCAGUGUGUCAGCAGGCUUGGUAUCCUCUAAGCCUCUGCUUGCCUUGCACCUGGCCGUCCCCUCGCUGCCUUUUCACACUGUUGCUCCCCCCAUCUCAGUGUGACACCUCUGUGUGUUGUUUUUUCCUCCUCAUAUAAGAACACUCAGCAGGAGUUCCUGUUGUGGCUCAGUGGAAGUGAAUCUUACUAGGAACCAUGAGGUUGAGGGUUCGAUCCCUGGCUUCAUGCAGUGGGUUAAGGAUCCUGCAUUGUCAUAAGCUGUGGUGUAGGUUGCAGACGUGGCUCGAAUCUGGUGUUGCUGUGGCUGUGGCCUAGGCAGCAUAUGUAGCUCCGAUUAGACUCCUAGCCUGGGAAUCUCCAUAUGCUGCGGGUUUGGCCCUAAAAAGACAAAAAGAAAAAAAAAAAAAAAGAAAGAAAAAAGAACACUCAGCAGAUUAGAGGAGAACCCACCUUCACGACCUUACGUCACUCAAUUACCUCUUCGAAGGCUGUAUCUGCAAAUACAGUCACACUCUGGGACAGUCACACUUAGGACUUCAACGUAGACAUUUGAGGGAAACUCAAGUCAGUUCAUAAUACACCCCCCGCCCUGGGAAUAUACAGAGGGAAGGAGCAUGAAAAAAGAGCAAGAGGGAGUUUCUGUCAUGGCUCAGUGGAAAUGAAUCUGACCAGCAUCCAUGAGGAUGCAGGUUCAAUCCCUGGCCUCACUCAGUGUUGCCGUGAGCUGUGGUGUAGGUCCCAGAUGUGGUUCAGAUCCUAGGUUGCUGUGGCUGUGGUGUAGGCUAGCUGCUACAGCUCCAAUUUGACCCCUGGCCUGGGAACCUCCAUAUGCCGUGGGUGCAGGCCAAAAAAAAAAAAAGAAAAAGAAAAAGAAAGAAAAAAUCCAAGAGCAAGAAAAAAUUCUCCCCAAGCCACCUGCCUCCAUCCUACCCUGCUCCUCACCUCUGCUAGACCCCUGCAGCAAGAGGAGGGGAGAAAUGACUCUGAGCCACAGACCAGCAGCUUUUUAAAUGUCAGCCCCACCCACGCUGGACUCAGUAGGAGCUGCCUGCCUCAGGCGUGAACCCAGUUUGAAUGAGCUUCCUGGAAGCUGAGAAAUGGGCUCUGUCUCCUUUGAAGCCUGACUGUUAAGCUUACUGCAGGGGAGAGAAAACACGAAGUCAUUCUCUUAUUUCGACAGCUGAGUGCAACUUCGGAACAGGGAGAGAGUGACUGCCAGGCCAAGAAGAAAGAGAGAACAUUCAUCAAAUAUUUCAAAGGGAACACAUCGCCAGCAUUUUGACUAUUUAUUUGGACAAACAUUUCUCCAAGGAGGACGCAGCCCUCUGCCCCCAUGUCACCACCUUGCAGCGACUGACGGACUCCAUCAGCCUGUGUCACUUCUGCCGCCAUCAUGGGACCCGAGGGCAGCUUGCUGAGUGGGGGACAAAUGCAGAUCGUCCUGUGGGAAAGCCUGGCGGCCGUGGCCACCUUCUUCCUCAUCACCUUCCUCAUCUUUCUGUGUUCCAGUUGUGACAGAGAAAAGAAGCCAAGACAGCACAGCGGGGACCACGAGAAUCUGAUGAAUGUGCCUUCUGACAAGGAGAUGUUCAGCCGUUCAGUCACCAGCCUGGCCACAGAUGCGCCUGCCAGCAGCGAGCAGAAUGGGGCCCUCACCAACGGUGACAUUCUUUCAGAAGACAGCACGAUGACCUGCAUGCAACAUUACGAGGAAGUCCAAACCUCGGCUUCGGAUCUGCUGGACUCCCAAGACAGCACAGGGAAGCCCAAGUGUCAUCAGAGCCGGGAGCUUCCCAGAAUCCCUCCCGAGAGCGCGGUGGACACGAUGCUCAACGGGAGAAGUGCCGACGGGGACCAAGGUCCAGGGAUGGAAGGGCCGUACGAAGUGCUCAAGGAUAGUUCCUCCCAAGAAAAUAUGGUAGAGGACUGCUUGUAUGAAACCGUGAAGGAAAUUAAGGAGGUGGCGGCAGCCGCUCCCCCGGGUCGAGGCCACAGCAGCAGGUCAAAGUCGGCUUCCGCUUUGAAAGAGCUUCCGGGGCCUCAGGGCGACAGCAAAACAGACUUUGCCGAAUAUGCCUCCGUGGACAGAAACAAAAAGUGUCGACAGAGUGCUAAUGCAGAGAGCAUUCUUGGAAACUCCUGUGAUCCAGAAGAGGAGGCCCCACCGCCUGUCCCGGUGAAACUUCUGGAUGAAAAUGAAAACCCGCAGGAGAAGGCGGAGGGUGAGGCCAGCGAAGAAAGCGCCGCGCAGGGAACCGGUGAAACCAACAAGAGAUUUAGUUCGUUGUCAUACAAAUCCCGGGAAGAAGACCCAACUCUCACAGAAGAAGAGAUCUCAGCCAUGUACUCAUCAGUAAAUAAACAAGGACAGUCAGGGAACAAAUCGGGACAGUCACUUAAAGCACUGGAAUCCACCUACACCUCCAUCCAAGUGGCUGCUCAGAGGUCGCCCUCCUCCUGUAACGACCUCUAUGCUACAGUUAAAGACUUUGAGAAAACCCCAAACAGCGUCAGCACACUCCCAGCAGCAGGGAGGCCCAGCGAGGAGCCGGAGCCGGAUUAUGAAGCAAUACAGACUCUUAACAGAGAGGAAGAAAAGGCCGCCCCGGAGACCAGCAGUCACCGCAGCCUUUGCCCAAAGGAGAAUGACUACGAGAGCAUCGGGGACUUGCAGCAAAGCCGGGACAUCACCAGGCUCUAGCAGCCAGACUGGAGGAUGGCUCAGCCAGCGUAGGACCAGCUGUCGGGGACAGUGCCGCUGCAGAAAAGAAGCGACGUCAGCCACUCCUUAUAUGCUGCUUUAGGAAACGGAAACGAUUGGAGACUCCAGAGCUGCUUGUCAGUUUGGGGAACAGUGAAGGUACAUACCCUGCUGCCAGGCCCUGGCACACCCCAGCACACUGCCCUUCCCGCCCCCGCUCCUUCUGGAAGGAUCUCAGCUGUCAGCAGCCUCGCCCUGUUCAUGAAGGAACCUUUGCAGUGCGGAAGAAGGGCUCUCAUCACAAACCACAGCUCACCUCCCUGAAACACUGCCAUUCUCCGGAGCUGGGGUUCCCUUUUGGCUCUCUGCUCCUAAUGGUAAAAUGAAUGGCUUUUUCCCCCCCUGGAAAUCUGAUUUAUAAUGGUUCUCUCCAAGGAUGUUCUCCCGCAAGGCUGGGCCUUGGCCUUCAGCACAGGUGUUUGACAGUGGUGAGAAACUGCGGUUGUGGUUUGUCAGCUCCCCGCCCCCCUCAAAGGGCUGCAGCUGGGAAUCGGAGCCCAGCGGCUGGGGGCUGCGAUGGGGGGGACACCGCUUGAGUUCCUUCGCGCUUCAUUCCUUCUGAUUUUGGCACUCCAUGUGUGCAGCCUCUCCCAGAGUACUUGAAGUCAUUUUUAGAUGCUUUAUUUUAUUUUUAUAGUCAAAAUGUUUUGGUCCCCCUGUAUUUGAAAGCCUUCAGAGCCUUUUCAGUAUUUUCAGUGAAUACUAUGGUACUUCUGUACUUGUUUUAGCCCAGAGCUCACUGCUCCAAAACAGAGAGCCUUAAUCUCUAUCUUGGGACACAGACCACACAUUUGGCUGGCAGCCACUGCAUCCAUCUCCCCAGGGCUUUGGACUUGAAUGUGUACUUCUGAUGAUCUCUGCUGCCACACCAAAACGGAGUGGAAUUUCCUAAAGGAACUGCUACCCUAAGGUAAUCUAUCUGAGAUUAAAAUAUAAACAUUUAUUUUUCUUACAUAAAUUUAUAAGGUAUUUUAUGUUUAACGCCUAAUUUCUAGAAAGUGCCAGAUAAAAAUGUAUAUUAACUACUUUGAUUUUUAUGUACAAUGAUUUAUAUUGUCAUUUUGAAAAGACACCAUAAAGCACAUAAGCUGGAUAAUUUCAAGUGGCUGUUACCUUUUUUCUUACCAAGUGUUUAAAACAUGGAAAGUUUUUAAAGACUCAGUUUUUCAAAUGGUACUUGGAGCCUCCUGGUCAAAAUCGUCUGGCUCCCUGAAGAAAUAAGUGGAGUAAACAUAAAUGAUGAUUUUCAGUGGUUUGUGGUGGGCAAUAUUGAAAUGUUUGAAACAGUAAAAAUGGAAAGAGGAACAGGGAUGACUAGGGCUGACUGUGAAUGUUUAACCUCAUGAAGGUAUUAUAAUUCCAUUAAGUUUGAGCCACGUUUUUAAGAAAAAGAUGAUGAAUUCUGCAGCCCAGUGCUUGCAAAUGUAAAUUGCCUAUUGGGAAUUUUUUCUUUCCCUUCAUUUUACAAAAAUUCAUGGCUGAAAUCACUCAGAUUAAGAGCUCAGCCUGGUUUGAAUUGAAUCAUCUCUUUAGAUUUUCUAAAGCCAACAUUGGGAAACUUGUUCACUUUUGAUUUCCAAAGGAACCUGCUUGAAGUGCUAUUAUGCCGUGUGGGCUUCAGAAAAGGAGCUUUUCCUUCACUGCUAAAGAAAAAACAAAAAGAGGCAAUUACUCUAUACCCCUGUGACAUCUGUGACUUUUCAGAUUGAAUAAUCUUGCUGUUUUCAUUCAUUUUGACAAAGAAUGCAAUUGAGACAAUGAAGCAUCUUGAAAAUUGUAGGGACCAGUUCCCUGGCAUGUUUUUUCCAUCCCUUGCAUUCAUGGGCUUGAUUUUGUGACUGCUCUGUAAUACAUUUCUGAAAUUGUAAAAUAGCUCGGUUGGGGUCAGUUGAUUGGUUGUGGUUAUUUUUCAAUCAGCCUGGUCUUUCCUGUGAAGACUCAUGUGCAGAAAGCACAAUCAUCUUUGAUGAGAAGCUCCUGGCAGAAUAACCUUGGAUGGGGAGGGAGUUUAUCAAGAAGGUGCAAGCCCCACGCUCUCGAAAUUCACAUCUUUCUUAAGCACUGUUUUGCCAGAUGAUUCUCACUGCUUAGUGUGACUGAAUCUAACCCAACAAUCUCAACGUCCUGGGGUUGCUUUAGUACCGGGUGACAGCCAUGUCACAGUGCCCACUUACUUGUGAAUGCUGCAGUUGUGUCCUUUGUGAAUACCUGACUGCUCAAAAGUUGUAUUUCAUGAUGUCUUAUUUAUUGCCAGAAAGUGGGUAUGAUCUCUAAAAGGCAAGACCAUUUCUAGAGCAAAAAGCUUUUUUUAGGUCAUGUUAUCUUGAAGUUUCAUUAUCAGAAUCCCCCCAGAAAUUUUGAAAUAAAAGGCUGUGCCAUAUGGCCAAUGAAGUAUGCAAUGAAAUCUCUCUCUUGAUUUGAGAAGCUGCACUAAGUUGUGACAUAAAGUGUCGAAAGGAAUUCUAGGGAGUUGCCUGGUUGCCUAGUGGUUAAGGAUCGAGGGUUGUCACUACUGUGGCUCCGGUUCCAUCCCUGGCCCGGGAACUUCCACAUGUCACAGGCAUGGACAUCAAUCAAUCAAUCGAUCGAUCAAUAAAAGACCUCUAGGAAAAAAAUCCUAAAAGUCCAUGAGGGUUGGGAUAGGGCUCUGCUCUUUCGACCAUUGGGUACCUUACUUAAAUAUAUUUACUGAUGUAGCAUCACAGUUUUGACUCUAUAGUGCAGUAUUUCAUGAAUUCCAUCCCUUUUUACUUUAUUUGUUGAAAGUGCUAGAAUCUUUGAUUUGGAAGCCUAUGGCUUCUUUUAAAAAAAAUUCAUCUUGAAUUAAAUGCUAUACAGUUUAAAUGUAUGAAAACUAAUUAUCAAAAAAAAGUUUACUGUAUCUUUAAAAUUCAGCUUUGACAUCCAUAUUAGAUAUUCAUUCAACUAUAAUAACCUAGAUUAUGUGAAAUUAUGCAAAAAGAUAAAAAGAUUUAGAAUUUUUUUUUUUUUUUUGGUCUUUUUGUCUUUUUAGGGCUGCACCCAAGGCACAUGGAGGUUCCCAGGCUAGGGGGUCGAAUCGGAGCUGUAGCUGCCGGCCUACACCAGAGCCACAGCAAUGCCAGAUCCAAGCCAUGUCUGCAGUCUACACCACAGCUCAAGGCAAUGCCGGAUCCUUAACCCACUGAGCGAGGCCAGAAAUUGAACCCGCAGCCUCAUGGUUCCUAGUCGGAUUCGUUGCCGCAGCGCCACAAUGGGAACUCCCAAUUUUUUCUGUCAUAAAUCAGAGUUAGAAGCCAUCUUGCCUAAAGGCAGGAUCUUUGUUUUUAUUCAGACAUUUUGAAAGUUUUGAAGAAUUUUUUUAUGCUGCUUUUACUGUUUCUCAAAUAUCAGCAGUAAAGUAUAACCUGUUUUAUGUGAAAUAUUUAAGGAAAUUCUGAAUUCUAGAAGAAAGGUGUUUUUGCAGAUAUGUUUGCUGCAAACCUUUUUUUUCCUGCCCUGCACUAAAUGAUAAAUGACAUCAUUAGGUCUAUUAAAGCUUGUGAAGGUACCACUCUCCUUUGUGGAGAAAAAAGGCUAAUUACUGAUUUAUCUGCCUUUGAAAUCCAAGAGUUAAUUCUGAUUGAGUGCUAAAUUAGCAAUAGGUAGUCAACACAAAGAACCAAAACUUAACAUCAGCAUGUCACUCAAUCUAUUUUUUGUAUUUGAUUUCAAUUUUCAAAUUAGAGCAUUUACUUACUUUUACCAGUAACUAUAUCAUGUGUGUGUAUGUAGUGUGUGUAUAUAGGUAGAUACACAAAAUACAUACAAACACACAUGUAUAUAUAUAUGCACAUGCAUAUAUAUACAUACAUAUAUAUAUGAAGUUGCUCUGGUACUUAGGAUACAUCCUGUUAUGUAUUUUGAAUGUUUAUUCUGCUAGUGUGAUGACUGUUGUCAUAAAAGCAGAACAGAAGAAAUGGUUCUUCAAUCAUUUUUAUUUGGUAAUUACAGGAAAACUUUAAGCUGACCUCAUUUAAUCUUUCAAAUUAAUGAAUUCAAAUUUUAAAUUAUGUACAUCAUUCUCUUAGCAGAAAAACGGUGGUGUAUUUGAAUAGUUUUAGUCAUGCAACUCCCUACAUGUCCCAUCUGACAGAAGGAAGUGAAAAUAGGUGUCCUCCUCAGACAGGUGUUUGAGAAGAGAUUUGGCAGAAAUCGACAAAAAGCCACAUGAGCCAGGAUGGCACCAUGGUGAGGUGACCCCACCACCACCACCACCAGGUGGCAGAAGCAGAAGCUCACAUGGGGACAUCUUAUUUCACUUUCUUUAGAAACCAUGAGAUUUUAGCACAGAAUUUAACAGGCAGCUGUAGAGAAUGGCAUGCAGUAGAGCUUCUCUGAUGGGGAAGUGAAGGGACUAUAGAAUCUCAGAGCUUGAGUUCAAGACUGACUUAGGAUUUUGUAAAUGAGUAAAUGCCAUUUUUUUUUCAGUGUUCCUGGUAAUGGUUAAUAUGAGUCCGUGUGGUCUAGUAAAGCCAUUCUUUUGAAAGUGUUGAUUUCUGGUACCCCAGCCAGCUUCGCUUUGGCAGCUGGAAGCACAGUAGGUAUGGAUGGUUAUUUCCUGGAAAUCUUGACAGGCGUACUGUACUGUGUCACUGGGAAAAGUUAAAGUGUAAUGUUUGGUGUUAAUAAAUGACUGAUGUGAAAAUAGGAACAUGCGUCUCUACUAUCAAAUAUGGCUUUAUUUGCAGUGAAGUCUAAAUGUCUUGUCCUAUGCUAGUACUUUCUUGCUCUGUAUUGUACCUUUUCUUCAAUACAUUAUACCUGACAGUGUCGUUAGACAAGUUGUACACACUUAGAAAAGUAUUUGACUUGAAGAGAUCCAUGCAGAAACUGUGCUAAAUUGGAAUCUUCAUCUGGAAUUACCAAAGUAAAUUAAAUAAAAUCAUGGUCCAGAAGAGAACAAACAUUCUUUUUUCUUCUCUAUGGCUCAUUUUAAAGUUGUGUUUACAUCCAGUCUCUGAUAUUUAUGAAGUAUUUUGUUGUUUUUUUCAGGUUCUUCUUUUCUUUAACUAGUAAGUUGUAGUUAAGGUUUUCUUAAUGCCAGAUGAAAUGAGACAUACAAUUUUUGCUUUUGAAAAAGGCAUUUGAAGUAUUCAAUUUGAUAAUAUAUUUCUCUCAAGGCAAUUAGAUUUUUAAUUUUUCUUGCUCCCCACUUAUAAACUGUAGGUGUUUUUGAAAACUGUAUUGUGCUCCGUCUCAGAUCACCUUGUGUAAUGAAUUAUAGAGGUUGGUAAUUGUCAUUCUUCAUAUUUCUGUAUGUUAAACUGGCAACAGGAAAAUGUCUUGAUGUUACCUUUUAAAUAUUGCAGUGUAUCAACAUGCCUCAUGUUUUCAGGGAAAGUUAGAAAUAUAAAUGAAUGAAUAGGAAUUUGCAUUUCAUUGUGCGUGCACUUUUUUCCCCAUAAAAAUACUUUCCCCCAAAAGUGAUAUGUUAUAUGUUAGGGAGUCCCAAUCAGUUUCAAAGUACUCCUCUUACUCAAAAAUACUCAAAAAUAAUUCAUGACAGUUGGCAUCACUCUGAUUCAUUGUCUCAAAAGGUCUUUGUGUUGGUCAACUUGUCCAGUUCACAGAGGAGCAGGAAAGUGGUUUUCAGUACUGGGAAUUUUUUAACCGCUGUCACUUCUCAUAGCGCCACCCCAGCCCCUCUGAGUCUGCUACUCUUAGGAUGUUCUAUUUCCUCCUUUCCAAUCCAAAUUACCCUCUUGGUAGCUCAGACCCUGCCUGGCAGCCCAGAACCAAUCCCCACCACCCGCAUGCAAACAGUUCUGGCCAGCUGACAUUUUUCAGCAUCACAAGCAGCCUAGAUAAGGAUAGAUCCACCCGCAGAAGCAGAUGCCAAGGGUUAUUUGUCAUGAAAUUUGUUAAACCAUGUACACUCUUCCUUAUAUCUUUCAUGAGCCUGGUUGGCACUAAGGGGCCAUGGAAAAGAACUUGUAAAAAAUUCUGUUGAGGGCGUUCCCAUUGUGGCUCAGCGGGUUAGGAACCAUCUUGUUGUCAUAUCUGGUUUUAUUUUGUUUUUUAACUCAAGAAGUGGGAAACCAUGAGUGUCAACAGACUCUUUCCUUUUCUUUUUUUUAAGUUUCAGGAGAAAAAGAAAUGUAAUUUUAGCUCCCCAUUGAGGAAGCAAAGGCUUCCCUGAAAGACAGCAGUGCCUUUCCUUAGGCGAAGAGACUGAAACCAAAGGCGUGCAUUGUGCUCUGAACAUUCCUUUGACAAGUUUUUCGUGUGUUUUUCAGGUAAAACCCAUAAGUGAACCUGACAGGAUGAUCAUGGCCCAUCCAGUAAGCUUGCUUGUUUUUUUCACAUCUUUUUUUGCUUUUUAGGGCCCCACCUGUGGCAUAGAGAAGAGUUCCCAGGCUAGGGAUCAAAUUGGAGCUACAGCUGCCUGCCUGCCUGCCACAGCCGCAACUACGGCAACACAGGAUCCGAGCUGUGUCUUCAGCCUGUGCCGAAGCUUACAGCAAUGCCAGGUCCUUAAGCCACUGAGCAAGGCCAGGGGUCGAACCUGCAUCCUCAUGGAUACUCGUUGGGUUCGUUACCACUGAGCCACGACGGGAACUCCUCUAUCCUUUCAAAUAGGAGCUUCUCUUGUUUUUCCUGGAGCCUCACUAGAAACUUAAUUCCUGUGGGCCCCUUGGUGGCUGCCUGCUCACAUCCUGGAAAACUGGCAGGACGUUUAGCAGUGCUCCCUUCUUGCGGAGAAGCUCGAAAAACUUGAGAAAGUUGAAUCUUACAUCCAAGUCAACAAGCGCUGGAGAGAGUUCUGUAAUGUCUCAUAUUUUGACACUUUGAAAAAAAAUUUUUUUUUUUUUUCUGAGUACCAACUAUGUCGCUGAUUGGGGUAGGGGGCAAUCAAGGCAGGGAUUAGAAGUAAAAUUUGAACUAAGAUUUCCCGCCCCUGCAUGCGUGACUCUGGAAAAUGUUUUAUUCCAACACGCUUCCUAGCACCCUGAGUCUGUCUCUUAAGGAACACUCUGUAAACAUGUAUAAGAUUGAGAAAAAUUAUCUCUAAAUUAUUGUUUAGGUAUUUUCUUCUUGGUGAACUCAGGAACAAAUCUUGUUCAUGGAUAGCAUAGUAUAGCUACUCCAGGCAAAAUCUGUAGGUAACUAGAGGCAUCCUUUCAAAUAUGUUUCCUUCUAACUUUUUUUUAAACUGGGGAAAGAAACGCUGCAUAACGAAAACACAAAACCAACAAAAGACUUCCAUGCACUCUUUCUAGACAAACAUAGCAUCAGUCUACCAUCUGGCCCAGAAUGUUUAUUUCUCACCUAGAGUAUUUCAACAAUUUUUAUGGGGGAACAAAAAGCACACUUUUUACUUCUUAGAAAUGUGAAUUGAGGUACUGAAUUAAAUUCUCAGAGGAGACAGUUUAAAGAGAAGCAUUGGUUUUGAAGACAGGCUCCUGGCUCCGUGGUCCCAGUUCCAGCAUUGAAUUUACUGUGCGACCUUGAACAAAUGAUUAACUACUCUGUGCCUCAGUUUCUCCAUAUACAAAAUGGGGAUAAUGAUACCAACCACUGCCUACCUCAUAGGGAUGUUAUGGGGACAAAUGAGAUACUAUAAAUACAAAUGCUUUGAACUCUGGAAGAAAGGUGCUAUAACAAUUAAAAUUGUGUUGUUUUUAAUGAUCCAAUUAUUAAUUAUGUUUAGGGUUUAAGUAAUAGCAAUAUGGUUAGUCAUGUUAAGAUUAAGUUUCAAUUUGAGGCAUAUUUAUGAUUCUCUUCUGUGGCCAGAUCUUGAUCAUUGAUCCAGUAAUGGUACCUAAGGAACUGAAACAGAUAUUUGUUUUCUGUGUUUUUCUGCUCAUAGUAUUUCUAUUCUGAAUGUUCCCGAAAGGCUGAAGUUUAACUUGUCAUAUCUUAUAGUUUACAUGUAAUGAACUUUAUUCAAGCUGUAUAUAAAAGUAUAAUUACAUGUAAAUAGCAGGUACCUUGUAAUUAAAGGCACUUAUCAAAUUGUCUUUGUUCUUUUUUAAUUGUAAUAAAGGUCAGUUUUCUAUAAAA
Sus scrofa (pig) is the source of this 17744-nucleotide messenger RNA. The record is from RefSeq and is a predicted model, not a curated record. Lineage: Eukaryota; Metazoa; Chordata; Mammalia; Artiodactyla; Suidae.